AGAGACGCGGCACUAACCAAGCAACUUGACUUUAUAGCUUUGGAGUUGCCGAUUUGCUACCUCCCCCCUUCUCUCUCUCUCUCUCUCCCACCGGCUCCUUGCUCAUCUCCCCUGCCCCAGCCUUGCUCUCCCGUCUGAGAGCACAGCUCAGUACAGUCUGUCUGUAUCCCUCUCCCUUUCCCUCCCUCUCUCUGCAGCCGGCUCCCAGAUGGAAGCGUUAACCCUGUGCAUGGUAUUCGGUUUCCUGCUCACUCUGGCAUGGGCAGAGUUGAACACCGAGUGCUAUACUGCGAAUGGUGCUGACUACAGAGGCUGCCAGAAUCGAACCUCACACCAGGGGGGAAAGCCCUGCUUGUAUUGGAACGAAACCUUCCAGCACCCUUAUAACACCCUCAAGUAUCCCAAUGGAGAAGGCGGCCUUGGGAAUCACAACUAUUGCAGGAAUCCAGACAAUGAUGUGAGACCAUGGUGUUACGUUGCUGAGUAUGAAGAUGGAGUGUAUUGGAAAUACUGCGACAUACCAACAUGUCACAUGCCGGGCUACCUGGGCUGUUUCAAAGACAAUGGCGACCCACCACCUUUAUCAGGCAGCAGUGAAACCUCCAACAAGCUGACCAUCCAAACCUGCAUUAAGUUUUGCAGGAGCAAGCGAUUCAAGCUUGCUGGCAUGGAGUCUGGAUAUGCAUGCUUCUGUGGGAAUGAUGCUGAUUACUGGAAGCACGGAGAAGCGAACAGCACAGAAUGCAACCACGUGUGCUUCGGUGAUCACACCCAGCCCUGUGGAGGAGAUGGAAGGAUAAAUAUCUUUGACGCAAUGAUCGGGGCUUGUGGUGGGAAUUACUCCACGGACGCUGGCAUCAUUUACUCUCCGGAUUUCCCUGACAACUACGCCAGCAGCAGAGUAUGUUACUGGACCAUUCAGGUGCCAGGGGCGUCUCUCAUCCGGUUCGACUUUGCCCUGUUUGACAUCCGUGACUCGAGUGACAUGGUGGAGUUUCUGGAUGGCCGCAGUAAUGACGUUCUCGCCCGGUUUGAUGGCAGGAACCGGCCCUACGACUCCCUGAAUGUGUCGGCCAGCUUUGUCAUUUUGUACUUCUACUCUGACCGAGUUAACCAAGCUGAGGGAUUCGCUGUCCUGUACAGAGCUAUUAAAGACAAUCCUCGCUCCCAGCCUCCAGUGAGCAAGAAUGAUAUAAAUACAUCAGAAAUGAUAACUGAGAGGGUGGGUCCUGGCACCAAUGCGGCAAGAUCAUCGAAGAUCCUCUACUUCAUUACAGCAAGCCCCAGCCAAUCGAACCAGAACAUGCCAGUGUGGACUAUCUAUGCCUUGGCAGCCUUGCUAACACUGACAGCGAUAGCGAUGGUUUCAAAGAUUCUUCUUCACCUGACAGUAAAGUCACGCCGAAUUCCCGCGCAAGACAGCUCAGAGAAUUGUAGCCAGCCAUCUCCAUCUGAACCCUGGGUCAUCACCUAUAAACCCUCGACUAUUUUGUUCUUUAAGAAAAAACUGAAGAACCAGCACGGAGAUCGAAGUCCACUUGUGGGUGACUAACUUACUGCAGCAACAGAGGUCUUAACACCCCAACAAUCUCCACCUCUAGUCUUCAACCACGGAAACUGCUUUAAAUUAUCUUUCAGUUGCAACAUCCAGCACUUUGAUACCUCAGCGUGGAGGUGGCUUUAAUCUCACUGAAUUAAGCACUUCUCACAGAUACACGCACUCGCGCAUGCUGAUUUGGAUCACCACAAGACCAGUUGGCUGACAUCUCCAAAGGCAAGAGCUCAGUAAAACUGAACGAUCUCGGCUUUUGUAUGCAACACUCUUGCAGUUGAACAAGGGUGAGACUGUCACCAGCAUGAGACUGUACAUUGUAUCGACUGGAAUUCUCUUGGGGUCUAAUAAGGGAAAGACACUUCACUUGACUUUCAGAAUCCUCUUGGAUAUAGAUGCAAUUCGAAUAGUGAACUCAUUCUUCUGUGGGUGACUCUUCUACUGUGUUCAUUCAGCCCUUCAAGCCAUGCUUGUCUGCGCGAUCUAACUGAGCUCUACGGGUGAUUUCUUAACAGUUGCAGAAGAAUGAAAACCUUAACUUUUUAAAUUAUCAAAUUUGAUUUGCAACCACAUUGCAGGUAAGGACGAGAAGGGACCAUGUUCUGCUUGGCAGAAGACCACUGGAAAAUUGACAGUGAAUAGCAAGUCCAAUUCAGCCUCCAAAGGCUUCACCACUGUGCAGCAUCACAUAGCCAUUACUGCGAGGGUGAAGAAUCAUGCGAAGGAUUCAGAAAUAGGCUCACAUGUAUAACUCUAUCCUGGUAAUCUAUUGGCUAUAUUCAACUCAGAGUGGGAGUUUGCAAAUUCUAAUGUGGGAAUGCCAAAGUUCCCUGUACUAAAAUGAUGCUCAGUUGCUAACACCAGAGUCUAAUCACGUAGGGUGAUCAUGCAGGGCUGAGUGAGCUGGGGAUGGUUCUGUUUUGUUGGGGUUUCCUUCAUUCAGUCAAAGCUAAACCUUAAGCAAGCCUCUCCUGCCUUUUCAGAAAAGCUUAAGUCCAAAAGAAGUAUCCUCAUGCAUGUGCGGGAUUUCACUUGUACUUGUUUUUACUUGUUUGUUUUUGUUUCGGUUGUUUAUAACUCUGUCAGGUACUCUUCAGAAUGCUCAGUUACCUGGCGUGGCGUUGGGCUGUGACCUGAUCUCAGUUUUCUGCCAGCCCUGCUGUAUAACUACUGCUAGAGACUGAUAACAUUUUUUUUUUAAAAAUUCAAACCUCCAGGUGAAGUAAUGACAGUCAAAUACAUUUACUGUAAGAAAUUACUAGAAACACAAUUGACUAAACACUAUUUUCUUUUUGUCCCAAGUUACAUAUUAAUAUACAGACAGAAAGAUUCCGUUUGAUACUUAUCACGCAUUACAUUCUCCAUGGAAUCACAUUCCCUUUAUUAAACAAUAUACUGUUGCUUCUAGCCUUCGAUGAGAUCGGGUAUUGUCAGUCCAUUGGGGAAUACCUUUAAUUGACUGUCUCCAGGCAUUGCCUUAGCUUUUCUGGUGACUUUCCACCACCACCAGUAAAGCCUGUUCUAAUUAUUCAUCAUCUCUUUGGCCGUGCCAAAAUAGAUCUCCCAGGGUUCAUUUCUUCAACUGGAGACCGUCUCCCUCUCCCAUCUGGCAAGAGUAAGAUGCAUAAUCAGGUGACCCUUCUGUCUGCUGGCCACACAUAAUCUCUACCUGUCUGAGAUUUUACUGAUUUGUAAAGAAGUCUGAAACCUGAUCUGAAAAAUAGAUUAUUUAGUGCUCUUCCUGAUUCUAACAUGAAACCCAUAAUCUGACAUCCAAUGACAAAUGUUAUUUCGGUAUCUUUGGUCCUAACACCAAUUCAUCUUAAAAGUCAAUAGACAGUCUACACUGAAUCCCUACAGUAUGUUUUUGGGAUUGUGUGGAGACCCAAGCUCAGUGCAUUGGUAAGUACAAGGCCUGGUGCCAUGGUCUCCAAGCAUGAAUGCCUUGCACUGUCUUUUCUUAUUAAAACAAUCUAAACCCUCCUUUAUGUCUUUAACAAUCAAGCAACCAGUGCUCACUGUCAGUUGGACUGCAGGCAUGUCAGUUAUGGGCAGGGAGAAAAACUGGGAAAACAGUUCAGUGGCUCCUGUUCCCAGGAUUUGCUGAGAUAUUUCUUGUGCUGAUCAGAAUGUUAAUUCCUGAACUUCCUUCUCCGGAUGCUUCCACUUGUUUUCAGGAGGCUCAGGGUAAGUGGGUCACAAGUAUGAAGUGUUCACUUUGACUUAUUUUGCAAGCCACAGUGCACAGCAAUUGCUGACAGAAAAAUAAAUUGAGUUUCUUUAGGCUUCAACUGGUUUUCCUGCAGAGAACAGAGACAGUUCUUGAGGUUGAGGAGAUCUGAUUGCUCCUCACCAUAUUGGUUACAGCCCCAAGCUGUGCAAUUACUUGAUAAUGGCACCAGUGUCUGAGUUUACCAUACACAGACCUUAGGUCUCCCCAGAGCUUCAUCAUUCUUGGCAGGUAGAAGGCCUUUGUCAUUGAUACCUGGUCAGAGACCAAUCAGCUGCUUGUUGCUGGUUGAAUCUCCAUUUGUAGAUACCCUCAGAUCCAGCUUGCCUGCAAACUAAACUUCAGCUACUUCUUAAACAAGCAGCUUUAUAAUCAGCACUUAUAAUAAGUAUUAGGUUACUUACUUGCACAAACUACAGCAACCCUUGAACAACCCUUGCUUUUUAAAACAGUUAUUUUCCCAAGUCAGUCACAACCAAAAAUACAGAACAAUAAAAAGCCACAGUCUUUACACACGAUUCCCUUCAUUUACUUUAAAGCUAUAAUUGUAAAACAUAAAAACCUUAUAAACCUCGCAAUUCUAGCACCUCCCCAUUUUGAUGAGUUUUCAUAAAUGUUAUUAAAAUAUAACCACUUAACAUAUUUCAAACAUUAGCAACUAAAUUAUAAUUAACUUACCACAUAGAAUACAAGUAACGUUCUCUCCUUAUGCUGUCACAUUGUUUACCAAACAGUCCAACAUGAUGGCUUCAUGGCUUUUAAGAUAUAUCAAAUUAAAUACAUAUAACAGUAAAAUGUAAAGCUCCUUUUCCAGAGAGGAAAGACCUUCCUCUUAAAUAGCAGAGAAAUGGCUAUGUUGCCAAUAGCCCUAUCCUAUGAUGAUUAAAAUUCACAUUGUUAUCAUGUAAUAUUGGGCUCCUUAAUUCAUUCCUAUUCUCUGUACUGUCCUUUUCUAUAAGAAGCAUUUGUCUUUUCAAUCUUUCAAUUCCCUUCAUUGUCAUUAGUGUUCUCUUCAUUGUCUCCCCAGCUCCUCUGUGGGCUUGUAAAAACAACAUUUUGUGCCUGUAGGUUAGUCCAUGUGCUUAUGAGUCUGUGCAUUAGCUUAAAACCUCAGUGUCCUCGAAUUUAGAAACAUCAUUGUAGAGUCAAAGAGUCAUUGUCAUAGUCAUACAGCAUGGAAACAGGCCCUUCAGUCCAAGUGGCCGUGCUCACCAGACGACCCAAUCUGUCCCAUUUGCUAACAUUUGCCUCAUAUCCCUUCCAACCCUUCCUCUUCAUGUACCCAUCCAAAUGCCCUUUAAUUGCACCACCUCUACCACCUCCUCUGGCAGCUCAUUCCAUACACACCCUCUGCAUGAAAGUUACCCCUCAGGUCCUUUUAAAUAUUUCCCUUCUCACCUUAAACCUAUGCCCCCACUCUGAGAAAAAGACCUGAGCCAUUCACUCUCUCCAUCCCCGUCAUGAUUUUAUAAACCUCUAAGGUCGUCCCUUCGCCUUAGACGCUUCAUGGAAAGAAGCCCCAUAACUCAAAUUCUGCAGUCCCAGCAACAUCUUUGUAAAUCUUUUCUGAGCCCACUCAAGGUUAACAACAUAUUUGCUAUAGAAAGGAGAGCAGAACUGAAUGCAGUAUACUAAACGUGGCCUCACCAAUGUCCUGUGCAGUAGCAACCUGACCUCCCAACUCCUAUACUCAGUGUUCUGGCCAAUGAGGGCAAGCGUGCCAAACACCUUCUUCACCACCCUGCCUACCUGUGACCCCACACGUACUAUGCACCUGCACCUCUAGGUCUCUUUGUUCAGCAACAAUACCCAGGGCCCUAUCAUUAAAACUAAACAAGUCCUGCCCUGGUUUGCCUUACCAAAAUGGAACUCCUGUUAUUUAUCUAAAUUAAACUCCAUUUGUCACUCUUUGAAUCAUUGGCCCAAUUGAUCAAGGUCCAGUUGUUAUUUCUGCCAGAAUACUAUUUUUCAAUAUACUCUUGUGGUCACUGAAACCCUGCAGCAAAUUUUUCAAAUUGUCAGAUUUACCUGCUACUCCCUGUCCAUGAACUAGUUGAAUGGAGGGGCAGGUUUGAGGGGCCAAAUAGUUUACUCCUCCUUAUGUUUAAGUAGGUGACGCCUUUUUCAAUGGAGUUCAAACUUCUUUGCUUCAAAGGGCAGCACGGUGCCCCAGUGGUUAGCACAGCUACCUCACAGUCCAGGCACCUGGGUUGGAUUCCACUCUCGGGUGACUGGAGUUUGCAUCUUCUCCCUGAGUCUGUGUGAAUUUGCUCUGGUCUCCUCCCACAGUCAACAGUUAUGUGCAGGUUAGAUGGCGCGGCCAUGUUAUAUUGUCCAGGGAUGUGCAGGCUAGUUGGAUUAGCUAUGUACAGGGUCUGAGUGGGAUGCUGUUUGGAGAGUUGGUAUGGGCUGAAUGGUCUGCUUCUACACUGUAGGGAUUCUAUGAAUUUCCUUUUGCAAUUCAAGGCUUUCCCUCUACAUGACAAAAUUCUAAUUCUCAUUCAUGUAUUUUGACUUGAUUUUCUUUCUCUUUCAAGUUCUUUUCAUGUCUUUUACCAGCUGUUUCAGUUGUGACAGAAUCAUUGCCAACUCAAUUUAUAUGGACUAUCUAUCUCUCCUUUAAGGUUCCAGUAUUGAACCAGUACUUCAAUGAACUCUGCUUUUCUCAUACCAACUUUUGAUUCUAUUUCCAGCUUUUCUGCCAUUUUUGAAUUAACGUUUGUUGACUGUUAGGCGAAAGUGAGGACUGCUGGUGUUGGAGAUUAGAGUCGGGAGUGGGGUUCUGGAAAAGCACAACUGGUCAGACAGCAUCUGAGGAGCAGGAGAAUCAACAUUUCAGGCAAAAGCCAUUCAUCAGUAAUGGGGCUGUGAGCCGAAGGG
Hemiscyllium ocellatum (epaulette shark) is the source of this 6662-nucleotide messenger RNA. RefSeq names its product kringle containing transmembrane protein 1 (gene kremen1). Bases 209 to 1552 code for a protein of 447 amino acids. Gene Ontology annotation, biological process: multicellular organism development. Lineage: Eukaryota; Metazoa; Chordata; Chondrichthyes; Orectolobiformes; Hemiscylliidae. The record is from RefSeq and is a predicted model, not a curated record. The transcript has 9 exons. Gene Ontology annotation, cellular component: plasma membrane.